This is a messenger RNA of Labrus bergylta (ballan wrasse), 1120 nucleotides long. The record is from RefSeq and is a predicted model, not a curated record. NCBI's taxonomy places the organism in Eukaryota, Metazoa, Chordata, Actinopteri, Labriformes, Labridae.
GUUUACUGUCAGAGCGUGAGGGGGCGCUCAUGAUGUUUCAUGCUGUAAACACUGAAUCUCUUCACUCUACACACGGGGAUUUAUUAGCUCGAAGGCCACGGCGCCUCAAAAACAGGUUUCGGGUUUAAUUUCGUGCUGCUUUAAUUUUUGUCACGACGCUGGAAUUGAUGUCACAAAAUGAAGAUGACUGACCUAUCGUAGGAGCAAACGAUGCUAACGUUAGCACGGCUAGCUAACAGCGUUUCAGGUGAAGAAAAGUACCACCGUCAGUUUGUUGUCUUGAAACCUGUGUCAUCGGUAUGACUGGUAGAUUUUAGCUUUGUUUGCACAUCAGUAUUUGGAGGAUCGUGUCUUAAGUUAUGUAACCAUCCAGCUGUCUCUUUUAGCUUGUUAGCUAGCAGCUGUUGUUGUUGUGGCUCUCAGUUGAAGGAUCCUUGCAGCGGUCUCUGGAUGGGGUGGAGUUUGUGUUAGUGUUGCCCUGAAGGCUACAAUAACGUCAUUUUUUUUAGUUGGCGAUUGUGGAGUACGUUGUCAGACAAAAUGGUGUUUCGAAGUUGCUGGAAAUCUCGACAUAAAAACGUCUCUGGAGCUGCUGGUCCUCGUUGGAUCCGACCCGGAUUGGCAGCCCUCCUCUGGUUCUGUGUGACCCAGUUUGUCUGCGGGGCGGUGGGCGAGACCAAAAACGUGGUCCAGAAGGACGCAGAGUUUGAUGUCACCUAUAACGACACGGUUACAAGUGAGAACCAGACCAUCUAUGCUUUCAAUCACACCAUCUCCAGGAACAAGACGGAGGGAGUGCGUGUGACCGUAGACGUGUUGUCACAGGGUUUGGAGAGUCCGAUCCUGUUUGUCGUACGGCAGAAGCAAGCUGUGCUGUCAUUUCAAGUCCCUCUCAUACUGAGAGGCCUCUACCAGCGGAAGUACCCCUACAAUCAUGUGGGCCGAACGCUGUGUCAGCCUCCGACCCGGGCGCUCUCAGAGACCCAGUACUUCUUUGUGGAUGUGUCUACUCUAUCCAGCCAGGGCACCAACUACCAGCUCAGGGUCAGCCGUGUGGAAAGCUUCACCCUGCAGACGGACAAGAAAUUCAGCUUUACUUGCGUCACCAUCCCAACCUCAG